Messenger RNA from Ornithorhynchus anatinus (platypus), 8214 nucleotides. RefSeq names its product mucin-5AC-like. Gene Ontology annotation, molecular function: protein binding. The coding region runs from base 6 to 8159 and encodes 2717 amino acids. Gene Ontology annotation, cellular component: extracellular matrix. Lineage: Eukaryota; Metazoa; Chordata; Mammalia; Monotremata; Ornithorhynchidae. The record is from RefSeq and is a predicted model, not a curated record. The transcript is spliced from 42 exons.
CCGAGAUGGGCUUCGGGAGGAGGGGUCCGUCGGCCCUGUGGGUCCUCGUGCUGACUGUCGGCCUUGGCCAGCGGCUGGGCCUCAGCCAGAAGGAGUCUGGGGACCGGGAGCAGUUCCCCAGCUACCACUACAAGGCGGACCCUCAGCCAGCAUCCGAAGGGGACCCCCCCAGAGAGCUCAGCCACCCCCACAGUACCCAUCCCCCCAAGAUAAAAGCCCUGAACCCCGCCCACGGCGGGCAGGUGUGCAGCACGUGGGGGGGCUUCCACUACAAGACGUUCGAUGGUGCCAUCUUCCGCUUCCCCGGCCUCUGCAACUACGUCCUGGCCGCCCACUGCCACACCCCGUACGAGGACUUCAACGUUCAGAUCCGCCGGGCCCCGGGCUCCAACUCCACCGCCAUCCUCCGGGUCCUCCUCAAGGUCGAAGGGACCGUGGUGGAAAUGAUCGCCGGCUCCGUCGUGGUCGACGGCAAACCAGUCCAGCUGCCCCACAGCCAGUCCAGGGUCCUGGUGGAGCAGAGCAGUGGGUAUUUGAAAGUCGUAGCCAAGCUGGGCCUGCACUUCCUGUGGAACCAAGAGGAUGCUCUCCUGCUGGAACUGGACCCCAGAUACGCCAACCAGACCUGUGGGCUCUGCGGGGAUUUCAACGGACUCCGGGACUACAACGAAUUCUUCUCCAACAAUAUCCAACUGAGCCCCGUGGAGUUUGGGAACCUGCAGAAGAUGGAUGGACCCCUGGAGCAGUGCCAGGAUCCAGCCCCCUCCUCCCCAACCAACUGCACCGAGAAAUCGCCCCCCACCCCCCAGGACCCCUGCAGUCAGAUCCUGAAGGGCCCGCCCUUCUCCGCCUGCCACGGCCUCGUGGACGUCGACGACUACAUCGAAGCCUGCCGGCAGGACACGUGUCUCUGCGCCCCCGGCCUCACCCCCACCCCUACUCCCACCCCCACCCCUGCUUCCCCCAACCCCAUUGCCCCCACCCCGGCCUGCGCCUGCAGCACCUUCUCUGAGUACUCCAGGCAGUGUGUUCAUGCCGGAGGGCGGCCCCGGGCCUGGAGGACCCCCAAGCUGUGCCCCAAGAAGUGUCCAUCUACGCUGCGCUACGAGGAGUGCGGUUCUCCUUGCCCCGACACCUGCUCCAACCCUGAGCACAGCCAACUCUGUGAAGACCAUUGCAUGGACGGUUGCUUCUGCCCACCGGGCACUGUAUUGGAUGACAUUACCGGGCGGGGAUGUGUCCCAGUGGCGCAGUGCCACUGCACCUUCAAUGGCAAGACCUUUGCCCCAGGUUCUCAGUACAUGACAGACUGCAGUACCUGUUCCUGCUCCAGUGGGCGCUGGGACUGCACGUGGCAGCCGUGCCCGGGCGUGUGCUCCGUGGAAGGUGGCUCGCACGUGUCUACGUUCGACGAGAAGCACUACACCGUUCACGGUGACUGUAACUACGUCCUGGCCAAGUCCUGCGGGGAAGACGACUUCACUGUCCUGGGGGAGAUACGCAAGUGUGGACUGACGGACAGUGAGACCUGCCUGAGGAGCGUGGGGCUCAUCCUGGCUGGAGGGUUGACCACCGUCAUCAUCACGCCAGACGGGGAGGUGUUUAUCAACGGGGUCUACACCAUGCUGCCCAUCUCCACUGCUAACGUGACUCUGUUCAGACCCUCCACCUUCUUCAUCAUCGCCCACUCGGCCCUGGGCCUCCAGUUGGACGUGCAGUUGGUUCCCAUCAUGCAAGUGUUUGUGAGGCUGCAGCCCCAGCUCCGGGACCUGACCUGUGGUCUUUGUGGAAACUUCAACCAGAACCAGGUGGACGAUUUCAGGGCGGUGAGUGGCGUGGUGGAAGCCACGUCGGCCGCCUUUGCCAACACCUGGAAGACCCGGGCCGACUGCCCCAACAUCCAUAACCUCUUCGAGAACCCAUGUGCCCUCAGUGUGGACAAUGAGAAGUUUGCCGAGCACUGGUGUGCUCUUCUCACAGACGCCCAUGGCCCCUUCGCCCCCUGUCACUCCGUGGUCAACCCAUCCAUUCACUACUCGAACUGCAUGUUUGACACCUGCAACUGUGAGAAGAGCGAGGAUUGUCUGUGUGCGGCCUGGUCCUCCUACGUGAGGGCCUGUGCCGGACGCGGUGUCCUGCUGCAGGGGUGGAGGGACCACGGCGUCUGCGGGAAGGUCAUGAUGUCGUGCCCCAAGUCCCUCGUGUACCGCUACCAUAUCCGCACGUGCCCGCCCACGUGCCGGGCAUUGAGCCAGCCGGACAUCACGUGCGCGGUCCCCUUCGUCCCCGUGGACGGCUGCACCUGCGCCAACGACACCUACCUGGACGCCGGCGGCCAGUGCGUGCCCGCCGCCAGCUGUCCCUGCUACCAUCAGGGGCUGCCUGUGCCCGCCGGCCAGUCCUUCCACCAGAACGGUGCCAUCUGCACGUGCACUCGGGGUAUGCUGAACUGCAUUGGCGGAGAUGCCACCUUGAGCACCGCGACAGCCUGCACCACCCCCCAAGUCUACUUUGACUGUCAAAACGCCCCGGCGGGGACCUCCGGUGCCGAGUGCCAGAAGAGCUGCUUCACCCUGGACAUGGCCUGCUACAGCACGAGUUGCGUGUCUGGCUGCGUGUGCCCCGGCGGGCUGGUGUCAGACGGGAAGGGAGGCUGCAUCACCCCGGAGGCCUGUCCGUGCGUCCACAACGAGGCCAGCUACAGCCCGGGGGAGACCAUCAGGGUGGACUGCAACACGUGCACCUGCAAGGCCCGGCUGUGGGAGUGCACGACCAGAGUCUGCCGGGCCUCCUGCACUGUAUACGGGGACGGUCACUACAUCACCUUCGACGGCCACCGCUACAGCUUCAGCGGACACUGCCAAUACACCCUGGUCCAGGACCACUGCGGGGGGAACGGCAGUGCCCCGGACGCUUUCCGCGUCAUCACGGAGAACGUGCCCUGUGGCACCACUGGCGUCACCUGCUCCAAGGCCAUCAAGAUCUUCCUCAGGGGCGCCGAGCUAAGGCUGAGCGACGGGGCGGUGGAGGUGUCGGGACCGGGGGUCGGCACAGGGGGCAAGACCCCCUUCAUCGUCCGGCAGCGGGGCCUGUUCCUGGUGCUGGAGGAGGCCGGAGGAGGAGGUGGCCACGGAGGGCGCGGGCUGGUCCUCACGUGGGACCACAAGACCAGCUUGACCGUGACGCUCGGCCCAAGCUACAAGGGCCGGGUGUGCGGACUGUGCGGCAACUUCGACGACCACGGGGGCAACGAUCUGACGACGCGCAGCGGGUCCGUGGUGGGCGACGUGCGGGAGUUCGGCAACAGCUGGAAGUCGUCUCCGUCCUGUCCCGACGCCGCGACUCCCAGAGAACCCUGUGCCGCCAACCCCUACCGCACGGCCUGGGCCCACCGGCGCUGCGCCAUCCUCCACAGUGACGUCUUCGCCCUCUGCCACCACCAGGUGGAGCCGUCGAAGUUCUACGAGGCCUGCGUGAACGACGCGUGCGCCUGCGACAGCGGCGGGGACUGUGAGUGUUUCUGCACCGCCGUGGCCGCCUACGCCCGGGCCUGCAACCGGGUCGGGGUCUGCGUCUCCUGGAGGACCCCCGACAUCUGCCCCCUGUUCUGCGAUUACUACAACCCCAAGGGUGAGUGUGAGUGGCACUACCAGCCGUGUGGAGCCGCCUGCAUGAAGACCUGCCGUAAUCCCACCGGGAAAUGUCUGGAAGAUGCACAAGGCCUGGAAGGCUGCUACCCGACGUGCCCCGCGGAGUCGCCCCUCUUCGACGAGGACCAGAUGAAAUGCGUCCGGACCUGCGGCUGCAUAGACCGGGAGAAGUACUACAAGCCGGGGGCCAGGGUGGACACCGGCAAUACCUGCCACACGUGCACGUGCCGAGAGAAUAACCACAUGGAGUGCAAGUAUGACCCCAAGGAGUGUACCUGCACGUUCCAAGGCCGGACCUUCGCCCCGGGAGAGGUCAUCUACCACACCUCGGACGGCGCGGGUGGCUGCCUGAUGGCCCGGUGCGGCCGAGACGGCGCCAUCCUCAGGAACGUGUCCGCCUGCCCCGCCGCCCCCUCCCCGACGGCCACCUUCUCCUUCUCCAGCAGUGUGGGAGCCUCUCUGGACACCACCGGCACCGCCAAUGUCGCACCCGCAACCGGGCCCUCAACUCCGCCUGGAACCGUACUGGGAAUCGCAACCUCAUCCGCGACUCUAACCGUGCCUGGACUGGCACCCGGGACCACAACUGCACUCGCGACUACAACAGGAGCUGCUUCCGCACCCGGAACCACCAUCACAACUGGUACCACAACUGGAACCGUGAUCGCACCCGGGCCUGCACUUGGAACCACUCCCGGACACACCCCCGGAAGCACACCAGGGCAUACAUCUGGACUCACACCCGAGCACACACCCAGAAUCACACCCGCGCACACACCCGAAAUCACACCUGAGCACACACCCGGAAUCACAUCCGAGCACCCACCUGGAACCACACCCGAGCACACGCCCGGAAUCCCACUUGGGUACACACUUGGAAUCACAACUGGGCACACACCUGGAAUCAUACCUGUGAACACAAUCAGAAUCACACCCGGGCACACACCUGGAAUCGCUACAGGGAACACGCUUGGUAUCACAGCCAUGCACACACCUGGAGCCCCAUUCAGUGUCAUAUCUGGAAACACCCCGGGAACGACACUCAGGGUCACACCUGGAAUCACACCCAGUGUCACACCUAGAAGGACACUCGGUGUCACACCAAGAAUCACACCCAGUGCCACACCAGGAACGAUCCUCAGGGUCACACCUGGAAUCACACCCAUUGUCACACCAAGAAACACCCUCAGGGCCACACCUGAAACCAAACUCAGGGUCACACCUGGAAUCACAUUCAGCGUCACACCUAGAAACACACCCAGUGUCACACCCGGAACGGCCCCCGGAGCCCCACCGGAAACUCCCCGCCUCGACACCCUGAGAAGCAGCCCUCCCCCGGGCCCGCCCGGCCCCCCAACACCCGGGAGAUGCACACGGGACUCUUGCAGCUGGUCCCCGUGGCUGGACGUGAGCCGUCCGGGCCAGGGCAACAGCAGUGGUGACUUUGAGACGUGGGAGAACAUCCGGGCGGCGGGGCACCGGGUGUGUGAGACCCCCACAGCGGUCCGGUGCAGGGCCGAGGAUGCCCCCGCUGCCCCACUGGGCACCCCGGGAAGACAGGUGGAGUGCAGUGCGGCCAAGGGCCUGCUCUGCUUUAACAGAGACCAGGCCUCGGGCGUGUGCGCCAACUACCAGAUCCAGGUGCUGUGCUGCCACCGGGAGCCGUGCCCUUCGUCGCCAACGGGCACCUUCAACCCCACGACGCCUUGCUCCCGUCGCGUCUGCGGGUGGACCGAGUGGCUGGACGCCAGCUACCCCGGGCCCGGGCGGGACGGUGGCGACUUUGAGACGCUGGAGAACCUGAGGGCCAGCGGACACGCCGUGUGUGCCAGCCCGGAGGGCGUGGAGUGCCGGGCCCGGGCCUUGCCCGAUGUCCCGCUGGAGCACCUUGGCCAGCGGGUGCUGUGCCACCCGGCCGUCGGGCUGCUGUGCCACAACGACGACCAGACGCCCCCCGUCUGCUACAACUACGAGGUCCGGCUCCGCUGCUGCCGGCAGGCGGAGGGCUGCCCCCCGGAGACCCCGACGUCCACCGGCCCUCGCCCCCCUCUGACGGGCAGCCAGGCCCCGGCCUGCGAGCCCCCCUGCUCCUGGACCGAGUGGUUCGAUGUGGACUUCCCAUCGGCCGGCCCCGGGGGUGGGGACGUCGAGACCUAUGCCCACAUCGCAGCCAGAGGGGGGAGUCUCUGCCCCCCGGCAGGCCGCAUCUCCCGCCUCCAGUGCAGGGCGCGGGACCACCCAGACCUCGGCCUCGACAGCCUGGGGCAGGUGGUGACCUGUGACCCCGACUUCGGGCUCGUGUGCAAGAACCAGGACCAGGCCGGAAGGGGCGGCAUGUGCCUCAACUAUGAGAUUCGGGUGAUGUGCUGCGAGCCCCGUCCGUCCUGCCCCUCGCCCCCGCCCCCCGGGGGGUCCGCGCCCACCCCCCACCUCGCUCCUCCAUCUGGGACUCCCGCCGCCACCUGCUUCUGCCACGUGUACGGGAAGUUGCAUCCGCAGGGGAGCCUGGUGUACAACCGGACGGACGGCUCCGGGCACUGCUACCUGGCCAUUUGCGGGUCCGACUGUGCCAUCGAGAGGGCGGUGCUGCCGUGCCACUCCACCGGGCCUACCUCCUCCCCUCCGGACCUGGCUGCCCCGGCGACCCUGACCUCCUCCACCCCGACCUUCAUGACCCCGACAGCCACCACUGGCACCUCGACCGCCCCCAGGACCCCGACCUCUGCCACUCCCACCCCAACUUUCACUGCUGCCGAGACCCCGACUUCUGCCUCCACCGGGACCCCAACCCCUGCCCCUGCUGGGACCCCAACCAUCCUUGGGACCCCACCCCUCGCCCCCAUCAGGCCCCUAACCCCUACCGCCGUCGGGCCCCCGACCUCUGCCAUCCCUGAGACCCCAAUAUCCACCCCCGAUGGGACCCCGACUUCCAUCGCUGCUGGAACCCCGAACUCCGCCACCGCUGGGCCCCCGACUUCUGGCAACCCCGCCGCCGACAUCGCCACCGGCUGCGACAGCAUCUUCCCGGCCCGGAAGAGAGGAGAGAGCUGGCCCGUGAACGCUUGCCAGACGGCCACCUGCAAGGGCGACAACGUGGUGGCCCUGACACCCCUGCCGUGCCCUCCUGCCGAGCCCAUCCGCUGCGCCAGCGGGUACCCGCCCCUCGAAGUUCUCGGGGAUGACGGCUGCUGCUUCCGCUACGAGUGCCCGUGUGUCUGCUCGGGCUGGGGAGACCCCCACUACAUCACCUUCGAUGGCGUCUAUUACACGUUCCUGGACAACUGCACCUACGUGCUGGUUCAGGAAAUUCGGCCCAAGUUCGGUCCCUUCCGCGUGCUGGUGGACAACUCGUUCUGCAGUGCCCGGGACGGCCUCUCUUGCCCCCACGCCCUCAUCAUCCAGUACAAGGCCAACACCGUCAUCCUGACCCGUGGGCCGGGCCGCGGACUGACCGCCAACAAGAUCAUCUUUAACAACAAGACCGUGUCCCCUGGCUACCACUGGGAUGGAGUCACCAUUUCCUCCGCCGGGGUGAAGAUGAUGGUGUCCAUCCCAGCCCUCGGAGCACACAUCAUGUUCAGCGGCCUGAUCUUCUCCAUCGAACUGCCCUUCAGCAAAUUUGGCCACAACACGGAAGGCCAGUGUGGAACAUGCAGCAACAACCAAACGGACGAGUGCCGGCAGCCGGAUGGGAAGACGGCGCAGUCGUGCGCGUCGAUGGCCACCCUCUGGAGGCACGGCAGCAGCCGGGGAUCUCCCUGCCUGCUCCACCCGGGACCGGUGCCCACCUCCCAGCCCUGCCCGGGACCCUCGCCCACCUGCCAGCUCAUCCUCAGCCAGGUCUUCUCCCCAUGCCACGGGGCCGUCCCGCCGGGGCCCUACCUGGAGGGCUGCGUGUUCGACGAGUGCCACGGCGUGGACCCCCGAGUGGCCUGCUCGGCCCUGGAACUGUACGCUGCCCGUUGUGCUGCCCGGGGCAUCUGCAUCCCCUGGAGGGACCAAGCCAAGGCCCAGUGUCCCUUCUGGUGCCCGGAUGACAAGGUGUACCAGCCAUGCGGCCCCAUCAACCCUCCAUCAUGCCAGUCUUCGGGUCAGAGAGCCGACACCCCCUUUCUGCCGUCGCAGCCCCGGGCCCGGCUCCCGGGGCCUCCCCGGGCCCCAGUGACGGAGGGCUGCUUCUGCCCGGCGGGCACGAUGCUGCUGAGCUCCGCCGGGGAACGGUGCCUGCCUUCCUGCGCUCUGUGCUGGGACGCCGAGGGAAAGCCGGUCCCGGCCGGGGAGACCUGGACGGUCGCCUGCAAGGAGUGCACGUGUGACGGUGCCACCCUGAGCGUGAUCUGCUCCCCGCGGGUCUGCCCGACCCCCGACCCCCUGACCUGCCAGGGCCCGGGGCGUGCCCUGAUGCCCGUGCUCAACCAGAAGGAUUCCUGCUGCCCCCAGUACCAGUGCUUUCCUGGAUGUACUGUCAAUGGCACAUUCUACCAGGUAAGAACAAGAGCCGUAGCCUAAGACUGAAGGAGAGGAGCCGCAUGGCCUAGUGGAAAGAGACCGGGGCUGGGGGUUA